AUGACAUCGCAUCCCGUUGGAAAGCGACUGCCCAUUAGCUGCGAGCCAUGCCGGAAGAGAAAGAUCAAGUGUACUCGAGAUCGCCGCCCGUGCCAGACGUGCCUGCGGCGCGGUCUCCGUGCUGGGGAUUGCGUUUAUCUCGGCCAAUCCAGACUGCUACAAGACAAUGAACCUCAGACAGAGUCCAGUGUGCAAAGAGAGCUUCUCAGGAGAAUCCAAAAGCUGGAAGACUUACUCGAUAGGCAAACGGCUACACAGCUAUCGCCGCAGAAUCAGAAUCCCGUUUCACCGCCUGUCACAAUGAACAGCAAUUCAACGCCAGACCAAGAUUCUGAUCAUAUAUCCACGGAUUUAGCGCCGUCCGAUCCAGGAAACUUCGGUUUUUUGCAGUUCUCUUCAUUGGGUCAUGUCCGCUUUGUACCUCUGCCCUCUCAGUGGAAUCCAGUUCUGCACAGAGACGACGCUGGUAACCACUUCGAGGGAUUGAGCGACGUACCCCAUGAUGAGGAUGCUGGACUUCCAUUCAAUGGUUGCGGACGCAUCACCAAAGCGGAACUUCUGGCUCUGCUUCCGCCCAGGAAAUAUUGUGCUUACUUGAAGGGCAUCUAUUUCAAGGUCUUUUCUCCGCUGUUUCACAUAUUACACGAUCCAACUUUCGAAGAGGAAUAUGAGAGAUUCCACAACGAUGCGGAUUCCGUUUCGUUGGGAUGGCUGGCUCUACUAUUCAUAAUAUUGGGAAUUGCCGUGACCGCUCUUGACGAUGACGAUCCUAUACUCUCAGACUUGGGACAUGAGAAGUCGAUUAACCUAAAUAUCAGAGUUGUCUCGUCGCGCUACAGAUCUGCUGCUAUGAAAUGCCUUGCUGCAGAUGGAGUAAUGACACGCCAUUCUAUGAGCUCUCUGCAGGCCCUUGUGCUAACUUUAUAUGCUCGGAGCCACAUGAACAUACCUACGUGGACUCUUUUGGGCUUUACUCAUCAUGUAGCGAUAGCCAUGGGGUAUCACAUAGACCCAGGGAGAUUCAAUCUGAGCAUCUUGGAAUGUGAACAACGAAGACGCGCAUGGGCUGCUUUAAUGAUGAUAUACACUAUCCAAAAUACGGCUCUUGGUUCCUUCGGUCAUAGGCCCUUUUCGCAGGAUACCAAGCCCCCAUCCGAUGUCGACGAUGUGGACUUAAUGACGGCCUCUAACAAAGGAAGCCAGGGAGGACCUACCCAAAUGACAUAUAUCUUACUCAAGUUUCGUCUCUAUGAAAUUUCUGCUAAGAUAUCGGAGACUCUAUUAAGCCGUCCAGACGGGUCACCUACUACCUUAACACAGCUGGAGAAUGAAGUUGCUUCCAUCCAAGCCAUGUGCACAUCCAGGUACAGGUCCGACAAUAAUCGCAGCCAUCUACCUGGUCAUCAUAUGGCGAAUUACAAUAUCAUUCAGGGCUACACUCAUCAGUUGCGACUGCUUAUACACCGUCCUAACUUCACCCGAUAUUUUCAGGGAGAUCGCUCUCAGGCUGCGUGGAGAUCCAAAGACAGAUGCGUCGAAUCCGCCAAGAGCUUAUUAGCAAUCUACAGAAAUCUAUCCGAAUGCCCUGUUUUCGCUCCUUAUAAAUGGUACACCAGCGGGUUGGGAAGCUUCUACGCAUUUCAUGCAGCUGUCAGUCUUGCAGCUGUCCUGAUGGAACCCGAUAAUCAAAAUGAAUAUGACGAGAUAAAGGGCUUGCUUUCGAAUUCUCUGGAUCUCUUCGCAGCUCUGUCCCACCGUAGCAGCGUCUGCGAAAAAGCAGUCACUAUACUCCAGAACCUCAUUGACGUUGCAAAUAGUCGUCGUUGUCAAGUCGCAGAAAACACUACAUACGUCUCGGGCGGAACUGAUCGUUCUGUCGCAUACAAUGAGUCCGAGUCACCAAUGGCAAGUUGCCACAUCGAAAUGAUGUUCUCCCAACUGCAACCACAAAAUUGGCUCAGCCCAGCCGCAAUAUCUUGGGAUGGAUGGGACUUCCUUUCGGGAGAUGGACUGGUCGCUUCAUAA
Messenger RNA from Paecilomyces variotii, 2025 nucleotides. RefSeq names its product C6 zinc finger domain protein. Gene Ontology annotation, molecular function: zinc ion binding; DNA binding; DNA-binding transcription factor activity, RNA polymerase II-specific. NCBI's taxonomy places the organism in Eukaryota, Fungi, Ascomycota, Eurotiomycetes, Eurotiales, Thermoascaceae. The transcript is spliced from 3 exons. Gene Ontology annotation, cellular component: nucleus. Gene Ontology annotation, biological process: regulation of DNA-templated transcription; DNA-templated transcription. Bases 1 to 2025 code for a protein of 674 amino acids. The record is from RefSeq and is a predicted model, not a curated record.